Molecule: messenger RNA, 1689 nt
Organism: Kwoniella shivajii
Lineage: Eukaryota; Fungi; Basidiomycota; Tremellomycetes; Tremellales; Cryptococcaceae
Exons: 8
Coding region: 1-1689 (562 amino acids)
Biological process (GO): medium-chain fatty acid catabolic process; medium-chain fatty acid biosynthetic process
Molecular function (GO): monoacylglycerol lipase activity; acetylesterase activity
Source: RefSeq, a predicted model, not a curated record
AUGCGCUCAUCAUCGUUGUCAGAGGACUACUCCGACUCUGAGACUGGAAUCGAAGAACAGGAUCAAGACCAAAUUGAUUCCAUAUUAUCAGAAGAAGAAGAAGAAGAAGAAGAAGAAGAAGAAGAAGAAGAAGAAGAAGAAGAAGAAGAAGAAGAAGAAGAAGAGGAAAAACCACCUUAUAAACCAUUCUCAAAACGAUCAGCUCCUAAUUUAUUCUGGUUCAAACUGCAAGAAUUGCUUACACUACCUUCACAAUUCUUCUUCGCUUUGACCGGAUUAAUGGGAAUAGCCAAUUAUGCUAGGCAAAUAGUCAGUAUAGUACCACUGAAACCGGCUACUCUGCUUGUACGUCGAUCAAAGGAAGGGAUACGAAACCAAGUCAAAGUGGAUCAAUGGGUAAAAGAUAAUGUACAUUCUUUGAAAGGUGUAUUUAAGCCUUCUUGGUGGGCACCGAAUGGUCAUUUGCAAACAUUCUUCACGGUAAUAGGGGAUUUCACAAAAGUAGAUAAAGUACAUUACGUCAGGACUUACCUGAGAUUGCCAGAUGGAGGAACCAUUGGGUUGGAUACUACACCUGAAGAUCACCAUACCCUUCCUGACGAUACUCCGACGGUAGUUGUGUGCCACGGCUUGACAGGUGGUUCUCACGAGUCUUAUGUGCGGAAUGUGUUGUCUUGGGUGACAAGGUCAAAGGAGCAAGGUGGGAUGGGCGCUCGAGCGGUUGUAGUGAAUUUUAGAGGCUGCGCUGGCGUUCCCGUAACUUCGCCUCAGAUGUAUUCAGCGGGCACAACUAUGGAUCUCGCAUCGGCUCUUCACUUCCUUCGACAUCGAUAUCCCUCUUCACCUCUUCACGGUAUCGGAUUCUCUUUGGGUGCAUCGGUAUUAUCACGUUAUUUAGGGGAAGUCGGUUCUGAAUCGAUACUUUCAUCUGGAAUAGUACUGGGUUGUCCAUGGGAUUUAUCUGCAAUGUCACAUAAAUUAGAUCACGAUUGGUUCACAUCAAGAGUUUACUCAUCCACCUUGGGCCAAAAUGUCUUGAAGCUGUUCUUCAAGGCUUACGAUAGUAAUCCCACUAUAUUCGAGGGUGAAGAUUGUCUAGUUAGAGAAUACCUGGAUGACCUGAAGACUCAAAGGAAACAAAUGGGCUCAAAUACCAGAUUAAGAAAAGUUGAUGAUUUAAUGGUUUGUAAGAUUGGUGGUCCAAGGCACAUUGGUGCGUGGCCAUUUGAAAAUGCAGAGGGUUAUUAUCAAUGGGCAAGUCCGAGAAGGUUGAUUGAUGGAAUCAAAGUCCCUAUGCUAGCUAUCAACGCUAUGGACGAUCCGGUAGUAGAUUGCACUGCACUCCCUUUGGACGAACUGAAAGCAUCUUCUCAUGUUGUAACGGCUAUAACAGGCUCAGGCGGUCAUUUAGGAUGGUUCGACGGGCCUUUUCCAUUGUGGUCUUCAAUUGCUUCCAAGCGUAGAUGGGUCUUGAAGCCAGUCUCGGAGUUCUUGACUGCCGCUUCGAGAGAUUUAGAUGUAGUAGGAUCUGAUCUUGAAGUGACCGAUCAAGAAGGAUGGCAAUGGGUCGAAAAAGGGGGACACAAGAUACCAGGAUUAGAAAGAAGAGGAUGGAAGAUACUAAGAGAAGGUGAAGAGAUAUUAGGUGAAGGUGAUGAAGGUGAGGCUGGAGUAAUACAAGGAUUAUAG